UAGGAGAGAGGAAGCAACAGGCUGGAAGAUUUUGAGUUUUCCCUUUUACAGGCAAGAAGAAUGUUGUGAGUUGCCUGAAUAUUACAGCAACUAGAUGCAUUACUUUAAAUCUCCAGGUUCAUCCUCCCCCAUAUAUAAAGUCUGACCUCAGCUUCUACACUUAGAACACAAUCCACUGGUUCUUUGUCCUUCCCCAAAGCAUGCUGUCCUGAAGAUCAAAUUUCUCCUUUUAGUGCUACAGCAUGAGAAGGGCAUUGAUAAUAAUAAAGAUCCUCUUCUAUGCAUGGCUAAUCAUAUGGGAAUGGCAAAAGACCUCUAAUAUAAAUUGGCCUGAUAGAGAACAUGUUCACUAAGGGCCUAAUCUGGAGUCAAUUGAAAGACUCCAGUUGACUUCAGUUGGCUUUGGAUAGACCUAUGGGCCUGAGCUGUAAUACCAGAGGGCUGUGGAGAUAGAGGAAGAAACCACAAGGGUCUGUUCAGGUCCAUGGUCCAUGUCACUAUUCUGAUGGCAGUGAUGGUUAGAGCAAAACAUAGGCUCCAAUCCUGCCAUCACUACCAUGCACGUUGCUUCCCACAGUCAGUAGUGAGACGACAGGAGUAUUCCCAGCAUUAUGCCCGGUAGUCCAUGCUAACAGGAUCAAGCCCUUGACUGGUAAAUAAUAAAAAUGUUGACUCCAAAUUACAUAGUAGUUUUUCUGCUGAAACCAAUUUCGACUCCCCUCUUACAAACACAUGCACGUGCAUUGCCUCCAAGGGUACUUGGACUAGUCCCAAAUACAUGAUUGUCCAUCUGCCUAUGUCCCAACCAUGGGAGGAAUAAAUGGAAAAGGUGUGACUUGGACUGUACGCCCAUGCAAGUCCGUACGAAUCCAGGUCCGCGUGCCUGCUUACCCCUUUGCUGGAGCAUGUGGGGAGGGAGGGUCAUAGUUCAUCCCUCUGCUUACGGAGACAGUGUGGGGAGCGUCAUGAUUUGCUGCUAGUAAAGACGUGCAGGAAAUUACUGUCUUCUCUGAGUGAAAGAAGCAGGGGGUGGAUCCUGCUAUUCUUUUUACCACCCAGAGAGCUUGUAUUUAAUAACAACCAAUAUAUUUUCAUCUAAAUGUUACCUGGCACCGCUGUGAGAACCUGCUCUAAACUACAGCCAGCCAGGCUCUUCUGCCCCCUACAGUCCAGAAUCCCGCCUUGCAAAAUGAAGGAGGAUCUUUGCUGGCUGCAGUCCAUAGCCUCCACAGCACUGACCGUUACCCCACAGCGGAAGGGAGCUGAGACACCAGAGCUGUGUGUGUGAGUCCAGAGCUGUAACUACCCAUUUUAGCGCCCAGGCUAUUUUCUACACUGCUGCAAUCCUUGGGCCCGCAGCAGGUUAUCUGGUAGGAGGAAUGUUUCUAAAUAUUUAUACUGAAAUAGGCAAACAAAUUGAUCUAACCCCAGAUAAUACUCUCUGGGUUGGGGCCUGGUGGAUAGGAUUCCUGGGUGCUGGAGCUGCUGCCCUUCUCACUGCCAUUCCCAUUCUGGGUUACCCUCGCCGGCUGCCAGGAUCCCAGCGUUACAUCAUCAUGAGAGUCUCUGAGGCUCAUCAGCUGAAAGAUGGGAGCCAAGAGACGGCAUCGGAUCCCGACUUUGGGAAAACAGUUAAAGAUCUUCCACGAUCAUUAUUGCUGCUUCUGAAGAACCCGACCUUCAUCUUCCUCUGUUUAGCUGGAGCAACUGAAGCCACACUCAUUGCGGGAAUGUCUACUUUUGGACCCAAGUUCCUCGAGUCACAGUAUAGUUUAAGUGCCUCUGAAGCUGCUACCUUGUUUGGUUAUCUUGUUGUGCCAGCGGGGGGAGGAGGCACAUUCCUGGGAGGAUUCAUCGUGAAUAAGUUUAAGCUUCGUUGUUCAGGAAUCAUCAAGUUGUGUUUAUUUUGCACAGUGACAAGUCUACUGGCUGUUUUCAUAUUUUUCAUUCAUUGCCCUAACAUGCCUAUGGCGGGAGUAACGCAGAUGUAUGACCGAAGCAUCUUACUGGAAAGCAGCCUAAACCUGACUGCAGCGUGCAAUACCGAAUGUGACUGUCUAAGGGAGAUCUACAGUCCAGUCUGUGGAAGCGAUGACAUCAUGUAUUACUCUGCCUGCCACGCAGGGUGCACAAAAAAAUCAAUCCUCGAUAGUGGCAAGAAGGUUUACCAUGAGUGUAGCUGUAUCCUGGAGAAUGAUCCCACUGGUUCUGCCCAAGCGAUAGCAGGGAAAUGCACUUCCUCCUGUGAGAGAAGGACUGUUCUUCUGGUUUUCAUGUUUUUUGUGAUUUUCUUUACAUUCCUAUGCAGUAUUCCGGCGCUGACCGCAACUCUACGGUGUGUCUCCGACAGACAGAGGUCGUUUGCACUAGGAAUCCAGUGGAUUGUAGUAAGAACUCUAGGAGGCAUUCCCGGUCCUAUUGCCUUCGGCUCAAUGAUUGAUCUAUCAUGUCUGGUGUGGCAGGACCAGUGUGGAGAACAAGGUUCUUGCUACGUUUACCAGAACUCCGCCAUGAGCCGAUACACUCUGGUCGCUGGAAUUGUCUACAAGGUAGUUGGAACAGUCUUCUUCCUGCUGGCCUGUUUCCUUUACAAACCGCCUCCCCCAGAAUCCCUACCAGGGAGCUCAGAUGCAUCGGAAAACGGGAACUGUGUCCUCCAGGAGAACACAUCUCUCCAGACCCAAGCUGCUGACUAGCACUGUAAAUACUGCAAGGGACUUUCUCUCAGCCUCAUAAAUACCAUGUCAAGAUAUUGUUCUAGUCCUGUUUUUAUGAUUACUAUUAUUAUUACUAUUGCUUUAAACUUUGUUUUUCUAUUUAAAGAAGGAUAUUUGAAGUAAGUUCUGGUCUGGCGUAACAUUUUCUGAAUGGCAGAAGCACAUGAGAGGAUAUGUACAUUGAUGCCAUAUGAGGAUCUGUGCAUUGGUGCUUGACAUUGUUAUUUUACUCACUGGUAGCUUUAUAGCUAGGGUGACCAGAUGUCCCGAUUUUAUAGGGACAGUCCCGAUUUUUGGAUCUUUUUCUUAUAUAGGCUCCUAUUACCUCCCACCCCCUGUCGCAGUGUUUCACAUUUGCUGUCUGGUCACCCUAUUUAUAGCACUUCUGUAACAAACCUGAACCACAUUAAAGAAGCCAGGGUACCACUGUGGGACCAGAUUCUCAGCUGGUGUAAACUGGCACCAUUCACUUCUGCUGAGAAUCUGGCCUGUAACACAUACAUCAUAGAGCCGUCAGUUGCAAAGCACGUGUGUUCAGGCUUUUUAGGUCUGAUCAACGGCCUAUCCUCGUGUUGACAGUCUGCUACCAUAUGCAAAGCAAGGAAAAAACAAAGAACAGUGGUUUUUGUGUUGCUGUAGCACAUACAGCAUUGCGCGUAAUGCACGCUGUAUCCUCUCUCUGCUCAGUUCAGUUAUAGACAUUUAACUGCGAUAGUUCAUAUUACUGUGCAAUGGAAGACAUGUUUGAGAACACAGAUUCCCUGGGAAGUUCAUCAGUCGAUCACAUACAACACACUGUUGAAACUUGAACGCCACUGGCUAUUUUGAACUCACUACCCAAGCCUUUUUCUGUCACUACCUCUGGUUUCCUAAUUCCAGUCCCAGGAUUUGCAGUAUAGUUACAAUCUGCUUUUCUUCCAUUGUUUUAAGAUGGACACAUUUUGUAAUGUCCUGUAAAGGCAGUUGGAUUAUUUGUUGUCCUUGAGCUAUUGUGCUGCUUGACACAGAAACACAUAAGAUAUGGAUCUAUGCAGUGUAUUGUUUGUUCUGCUUUGUAAAGACAUUGUACGCAGAAAAAUCAGAACUAAUUUAAUUUUUCUUAGACUGCUAGUUUAAAGAGAACCUAACAUAGCGACAGACUUUAUUGUAUGAAGCUAAUGAAAAGAUCACCCAGAUUCUCAGCUGGUGUAAACAGACACAGCUCUGUUGAUUUCAGUGGAGCUAUGCUGAUUCAGGGCUGCCCAGAGGAUUCAGGAGGCCUGGGGCAAAGCAAU
This is a messenger RNA of Mauremys mutica (yellowpond turtle), 3991 nucleotides long. RefSeq names its product solute carrier organic anion transporter family member 4A1 (gene SLCO4A1). NCBI's taxonomy places the organism in Eukaryota, Metazoa, Chordata, Testudines, Geoemydidae. Gene Ontology annotation, cellular component: membrane. Gene Ontology annotation, molecular function: protein binding. The transcript has 11 exons. Gene Ontology annotation, biological process: sodium-independent organic anion transport; transmembrane transport. Bases 1380 to 2696 code for a protein of 438 amino acids. The record is from RefSeq and is a predicted model, not a curated record.